Molecule: messenger RNA, 324 nt
Organism: Symbiodinium natans
Lineage: Eukaryota; Dinophyceae; Suessiales; Symbiodiniaceae
Source: the annotation of a GenBank genome assembly
AUGAUGGGCGAGUACCCCAGUGCCGUCUGGUUGCCAGCGAUCGAGAAGUUGCAAGGCGAGAGCCUCACAGCACCCUCUUCAACCAUGUGCCCCGUCCUGGCUUUGCUGGAGAACCUGUCUUCAUGCGCAAUCGUUCAUGCCGAUCUUCGGUACGGCAAUCUCUUCAAGGACCAAUGCAAUCAGCUCCACUUGAUCGACUUCGACUCCCUUGUGCAAGUCGAUCUGGCCCCGAUGUGGGAUGAACUGAUCCAAGACCAUCGGCGAGCUCAACACCCGUUGGCUUGCCUCUUUCUGAAUGCGGAACUGCGUUCAUUCUGCACAUAA